GAUAUCUGCAAGCAAGAAGAGUUUUGGAGGAAUGUGUUGUUUAUUCACGAUUUAGAAUUUAUUCUAUACAAUACUGCUUAUGUAUUUAUACGAAAUACUUCCUGGUGAAGUCACGUUUGAAGAUCAUCAGCGUUAAGCUCCGCCCAAGUUGGGAAAAAAGCUUCCCGCCAGCCAAGAUUGCAUCAGCUGUCCUCUCUCAGGUCCGCAGUCUUAUAAUAAGUACGCUUGACUCGAGGCGCUUUGACUUCAGUUUCCUUUGUGAUAAGUUACCGUGCUUAAUAUGUCAGGUCGCGGAAAGGGAGGCAAAGGUUUGGGGAAAGGAGGCGCCAAGCGUCAUCGCAAAGUUCUCCGCGACAACAUCCAGGGCAUCACCAAGCCCGCCAUCCGCCGCCUGGCUCGCCGCGGCGGCGUCAAGCGCAUCUCGGGCCUCAUCUACGAGGAGACCCGUGGCGUGCUCAAGGUCUUCCUGGAGAACGUCAUCCGCGACGCCGUCACCUACACCGAGCACGCCAAGAGGAAGACCGUCACCGCCAUGGAUGUGGUCUACGCCCUCAAGCGGCAAGGACGCACUCUCUACGGCUUCGGCGGUUGAACCGUCAUUCGGUUUCAACACAACGGCAACCAAAAGGCCCUUUUAAGGGCCACACACAUUUCUACUAUGAGCUAAUAUCCUAUUGGUGGGUGUGAGAAAUGUCCAAGUUCAUUUUGAUCACGAAUAUUCAUAACCUGCUUGGGGGUACCGUCAAACAAGCAGUUUCAUGACGCUACAAAUGCUGUUUUGUAUUAAAUUGGGGGUUUUGAAAUAAUACAGUUGCGUUUCAGAGUCGCAACAGUAUUGUGUCCUUUUAAUAUCAACCAUCAAAGGUGCUCGAACCACCUUAAAACAAAUUAAUGUUGUGUAGAGUCAAGGCAUUGUCUCAAGAAUGAUUUUGAAGUGUUGUCCAGAUAUUUAAAACGUAUAAAGUAUGGUUUGGAAAUUGACUGGUUGAAAUGAAAUGUUUAACUGACUCAGGUGUGUUAAAUGAAAGUGACAACAACUAGGAACGAACUUAAAUAAGUUUCAUUAUACUCCUGGUUUUUUUCUUUCUUUUUCCAAUCAUGUAAAGUGUUGGGUUUCAAAUCCUACAUAUGAGAUUGACAGUUUAUAUAAUAUACUUUCAUGAAAGGAACGAAAUAAAAAUGAUUUUCCAAAAGAAGUAAUAAUAAAAAAACAAAAACACUG
Messenger RNA from Phyllopteryx taeniolatus (common seadragon), 1222 nucleotides. Its product is annotated as histone H4. The transcript has a single exon. Gene Ontology annotation, molecular function: structural constituent of chromatin; DNA binding; protein heterodimerization activity. Gene Ontology annotation, cellular component: nucleosome. Bases 281 to 592 code for a protein of 103 amino acids. NCBI's taxonomy places the organism in Eukaryota, Metazoa, Chordata, Actinopteri, Syngnathiformes, Syngnathidae. Gene Ontology annotation, biological process: nucleosome assembly. The record is from RefSeq and is a predicted model, not a curated record.